UUGUCUUUUUACAGAGCUGUGCAACAUGUCACUGCUCCAAGAUGCUACUUCUGUCAUAUGUCACAGUCCACCAAGCAUGAAAGGGAUCCAAGUCUGGAACAUCUCCAGCUUCAAUUGCACACCAGAAUCCCUGUCAACAACUUUGGGGAACAGCUUCUAUCAAACUGGACUGCCGGCUUUGCUGGCUUGUUUAGUAUUUAUUUCCUUUCUCUUGCUGCUGUUUGGGAUGUGGAUGGUGAGAUACGCCAGUAAACGGAUCCGGCCAAGCCAGGAAGCCAUGGAACCCUCUUCCACUACAACUCCGAUUGAUUCUGUAGAACCUCAACUCUCAGUUGGAGAGGAUGAAAAUGAAGAGAGAACUGCAGCUUUGGGGAACCGAACGUUGAAAAUCCGUGCCAAGUCUGCCUCAGCCAUUUUACUGAGAAAAGAAUUCUACCAGCGACAGCAAAAGUCGACAGAUGCAAACCAAGAACAAUCAAUAAUGUCCUUCCGGUCCCAGAGUGACAGAACACAUAUUGAAAAUGAGGACUUGCCUCCUUUUUCAGGACUGUGGAAUUAUCAGAAGCUGGAGGAAGUAGAGUCUCAGAGCCACGUCAAGGCAAACACAGUCAUGGUAGAAGUAGGUCAAGAUACUUCAGAGACCAAAGUUUCUUCUGAAGCCUCCGACCAAAUAAUCCAAGAUAAUGGAGAGUCUACCCAUCUUGUAAAGGAAAACACGGUUCAUCCUGAGCCCUUCCUGUAUUUAAGUGUGACUACAUUCCCUGAAGAACAGGCUGAGGUUCAACCCCAAAAGGAUGUGACUUCAAAGAAUGAGGGCCAUGCAUUGAAGCGGUCAUUGACGUGGCCCUUUGAAAGGAAGGUUGGUGGUCAUGGAACCAAUGGGUUAAGCAUCAGGGAAUCUUUCACAGCCCAGUUUUUGCUCUCCCCUCUUCACUGUGGCAAGGUGUUGGAAGGGGAGAAACCAGAAUUCGAUCAGGAGUGGCUACAUCUGUCUCCUAGAACGGAAGAUCUUUUGUGCCUUGACGGCCAACAACGUGAGUCUGAAUUAGACAAUGAAACGGAGCCUCCAUUUGAUGAAGAAUCAAAUCCAGAAACUAUUGCUAAGGCGACAGAUGUAGGGGAAAUGGAAUUGGACAAAAGACUACAAAGCAAAUACAAUUCGCAUACUAGCAACCAAGCCCACAAUGAGAGAACAAAAUUAGACUUCGAAGGAGAACCAGCCAAUUUUUCAGAGUUGGCUCUUCGGAAAGGAUUCAGCCAAGUGGUUCCUCCAAGGUUUAUGCAGACUGCUCAGACUGAUAUCAAAGCAGUCAAGCUAUCCUCAGGGCUAAAAACCAAACGAUUUUCAAAGCCGGUGUCCUCUCCAUCCAGAAACCUCAGGAAAGCCAACACAUCCCCACCCUCAAGAAUUCCUUUCACCCGCUCUUCAUGUGAAGAUGACAGCACAGUGCCGAUGCACGAGUCUAAGUACAUCAACCUUCUGCAUGAAGUGGUGGAGAAUCGGGGCCGGUGGACUCGGGAGCGAUGGAAAUUGACCCAUCAGAACUCUGCUUUUCUCCAACCAGCCACCAAAUCCAUGUAGGUCCCAGUGGUCUUCAACGCAAUUGCUCCAAACAUGGAGACAACCAAAAGGACUUUAAGGUUCCACCAAUCUCCGUUAAGGUUCCACAAAAUCCAAAGACAAGACUUGGGGAAGGAAUCCAUGCAAUGACUCACAAUGCCAUUCUAGAAUACCUGGGAUAUGUUCUGAAGCUAUCUUCUGAAGGUGAGGAGGGGUGGCGCUCAGCACCCCGAUAUGCACCUUUAGUGAGAACCCAUUGGUCCAUUUCCCUCUAGGAAAAUCCCACCCCACUGUGUGCAUCUUUUCAACAUUAUCUGGAGAACGGAAACUGAAGCUGGGCUCACUCCAAUGGGGAUUGGAGUGAGCCCAGCUUCAACUUGGCACUUCAGGGGAAGCCUCAGUCUUCCCAGCUGUUGGACCAAGGGAUCUGAAGUCCCAAAGCUGGGUUCACUAGUUGGGAAGGCUGCCACGAGGACAAAUAAUUCAACGAUGUUAGAGGGUAGAACGGCCUUCUCCUUGCAUUAGUGAAUUUUUAGGGUGGUUAUUUAUCCAACUUGCCAACUGCAGAGGGAGCUGAUUGGAGGGGCAAAAGGAUGGGCAAGCUUUCCUUCAUUUUAGGUGUGUUGAUGUUUCAAUGCAUGCAUGCACAAUAUUGUUGACCCCCAUUCUAAGCUCCUGUUACAGCACCUUUGGUGAAAUCCUAAUGAUAAAAGUUGGUAGGUAAUUUGAUUUUGUUUGAUAAUGAUUUCAAUUGCGGUUCAGAGUGACUAGGACGUCUUUGCCGAUAUAAUACGGACCAAUUCUCUGUCCUAACUGUGACCCCAGGGAUAGAACUUUGCUUUGCAGUGAACUCAGGAAACAAGCUAAUUCAUCUCCUUGAUAGUUUAAUCACAUGUAUUGAUGUUUUAUGAGGAAGAUCCUUGAUCCCUUCUGUCUGCAUGUUUCUGUAACGAAGACCUGGCUGUUAAAAGUGUAUCGUUUAUUUUGAAAUCUCCGCAAGACCACAGCUCUUUUCAGCUGAAUAAAAAUAGCAAAGAACGCAUCAUGUGAA
Molecule: messenger RNA, 2612 nt
Organism: Crotalus tigris (Tiger rattlesnake)
Lineage: Eukaryota; Metazoa; Chordata; Lepidosauria; Squamata; Viperidae
Exons: 2
Coding region: 26-1582 (518 amino acids)
Source: RefSeq, a predicted model, not a curated record